Cuscuta epithymum is the source of this 1172-nucleotide messenger RNA. The record is from the annotation of a GenBank genome assembly. NCBI's taxonomy places the organism in Eukaryota, Viridiplantae, Streptophyta, Magnoliopsida, Solanales, Convolvulaceae.
CUUUGCACUCGUACUCGCUUUUCAAGUUGUGCCUAGUAAUAAACUACAAGCAAUUGGUAGGAGACACUCCAUAAAAAUGUGAGAAUCAUGACCUCUCAUUCAUGCAAUUUGCAAUCUUCUUAAUCAAUACUCCGUACAAGUAAUCAAAUUUGCUACACAUCCAGUUACUAAAAGUAUCCCGAUGUCAACUGCCGUUUCAGCCCCGACGGAACCUUAUCUUUCUUUCCUUAGUCUAGGGCCAGAGUGUUUGGAGAGCCAAGACCGUCAAGUCAAUCUGUUCCCAUGUCAAACCCCCGACGGAACAUAUUUCAUAACCUGUUCCUAGAACCUCAAAUGCGACGAGCUCAUGAACAUGUCAACAUUCCAACCCAAAGACCUCCAGGACCAGAUGUGAUCGUCAUCCCUUCACCAACUAGACCAGAAGCAGCUCAAGGAGUCGAUCCAAAUAUCGUGACGACAAGACAAAUCCCAGCACGCCCAACGGAUCCAAUGUUCGUCAUUUUGGACCAACUAAAGCAGAGGCAAGAUAAAAUCAACGGCAUCCUUGGGGUACCACCACCCUUGGACCUCGCUUCACAUACAUGCUAUGCUAGCUCUUCCUUUUUUCGACAGAUAACCGAUAUCUAGAUCCCUAGAAAAUUCGUUGUCCCGUCAAUGAAGCUAUUUCACGAAAGUUCUGGCCCGUUGGAGCAUAUCGCCCAAUACAAACAACGAAUGCUGGCGGUUUAACAUGAGGCAUGCAUGUUUAGAGCGUUCAGAGCGACGUUGACAAGACCCGCCUUGACGUGGUUCGCCAACUUACCCAUUGAAGGAAUCAGCUCAUUUGCAAAACUUGUCAACCUAUUCAACCUGCAAUUUUUGAGUAGUCAUGUUCUCUAGACACAAACCAGCGACCUAUACCGGAUUAUACAGCGACGGAAGGCAUCAUUGAGGGACUACUUGCAACGUUAUAAUAAGGAAAAUGUGUCGAUUCCCAGAUCGAUCGCACAUUGAUAUGUACUACAUCGACACCAGAUCGAUCGCACACAUGCUCUGUAAACCUUGAUCGACACCCUUAUCCUCCUCACGAUUCAGAUCGAUCGACUGGGCCAUCACCACCGCCGCUGAUCGACUUCACCGUCGCGACGCACCAAAUCCGUCGGUUUCGAAUUCAUCGGACGCCGCCGCCACAG